Miscanthus lutarioriparius is the source of this 828-nucleotide messenger RNA. The record is from the annotation of a GenBank genome assembly. NCBI's taxonomy places the organism in Eukaryota, Viridiplantae, Streptophyta, Magnoliopsida, Poales, Poaceae.
AUGCUGCACUUGCUCGCCACCGGCACCGCGCACAACGUCAACGCACGGGCACUGAUACUGAACACAGCCGCCUCCCUGGUAGGCUCAGCCGUCACGAACAUCGCACGGCGCACGCGCGACGUAUUUGCCAUCGGGCCUUUACACGCAGCGUCACCGGCGCCGGCGGUGGCCUCCAGCCUGUGGCGCGAGGACGACGGGUGCACAGCAUGGCUCGACGGCCACGCCGACCGGUCCGUCGUGUUCGUGAGCUUGGGAAGCCUCGCCGUGAUCUCCCACGAGCAGUUCACGGAGUUCCUGUCUGGUCUCGUCGCCGCGGGCUACCCUUUCCUCUGGGUGCUCCGGCCGGACAUGGUCGAGGCAGGAGGACAGGACUCCGCGCUCCGAGAAGCCAUCCGCGCCGUCGGAAGCAAGAACGCGCGCGUCGUGCCGUGGGCGCCGCAGCGAGACGUGCUUGGGCACCGCGCCGUCGGGUGCUUCCUGACGCACGCCGGGUGGAACUCGACGCUGGAGGGCAUCGUCGAGGGCGUGCCCAUGGUGUGCUGGCCCUUCUUCGCCGACCAGCAGAUCAACAGCCGCUUCGUGGGCACCGUGUGGAGGAACGGGCUGGACAUGAAGGACGUGUGCGACAGGGCCGUCGUGCAGAGGACGCUGAAGGAGGCGAUGGAGUCCGAUGUGAUCAAGGGCUCGGCGCAGGCGUUGGCGCAGCAGGUGAGGCGGGAUGUCGCCGGUGGGCGCUCGUCGCCGGUGGAACUUGAGCGGCUCGUCAGAUUCAUAGAGGAGCUCAGCACACCCGAGCCAUUACUGAUGAGUAGGAUGAAUGGAGAGUAG